Messenger RNA from Cataglyphis hispanica, 13697 nucleotides. RefSeq lists its product as uncharacterized. Gene Ontology annotation, cellular component: cytoplasm. The record is from RefSeq and is a predicted model, not a curated record. The transcript has 23 exons. The coding region runs from base 344 to 9991 and encodes 3215 amino acids. Lineage: Eukaryota; Metazoa; Arthropoda; Insecta; Hymenoptera; Formicidae.
GCACGACGCGCGUGGGGGCUGUCACUUGUUGCGUUGCCGUUCGGUCCAGCGUCUGUCUCGUUCUCUCCGCGAGUUCACAUCACGUUGCCGGUCGACGCGCGAUUUCUCUCUUUAUUCGAAACGCAAAGAUUUUGAGUCGAGCAAAGACGUGCUUCAAAUUUCAAUGUGCAUAUAGUGCGGUGAUUAGUGAACGUCGGAGUGAAGUUGGUCCUUUUAUCUCGUCGGCGCGCGGCCCAAGAAUCUAUCCGGUGCAACGGUAUCGUUCACUUCUCUCGCCGACGCCGAUCUCAGCGAAAAAUUAUGGCGUCCUUAAAAGAAGAAGAACGGUGCACAGCAAAGCAGCAUGGAGUCAAUGGAGGGAAAAGUGUUCGAUAGCAAUAUCCCGGAAACAGAUGCGCGACAUAAUCAGAGUCUGUUUAAAAAAGACGGGAAAGAAGGGAAUACGGAAAACGUGCAAGUUUUCUCGGUUGAUAAAGUUACCAUCGAAAAGAUUGUCCUCGAGUCUUCAAACGGUUCGCGAGAAGUAUUGCUGACGAAAAACGAGUCUUCGAGAAAAUUCUCUCUGAGUUGUGAGACAAAGAAUGUUAGCAAACGACUAGCGAACGACAAUCAACAGAAAUCGACGAGAAACGACGUAUUUCCGGAAGAUGCGUUUGCCUUUUCAAAAGACGCUAAUUUUAAGACAUCAAAACUUCCUAUUCCGAAAAGUCGAAAGAGCGUAGGCGCUAGUUUUCCAAACGAAGAAAGCAGAAUCAAACCGAUUAAAUUCACUAAAAAGUCACCCAUCAGUAGCAUUGUGAUUGACGGUUUAAAUUCGACAAAUAUAAUUGCCAAGAGGAAUAAAGUGCCGCCAAAAGUGCCGGAAAAAACUGCGAUCAAGAAAGAAAAUAAUUCAUCUUCGAUAGUGACUUCAGUCUCUUCUACGGAGAAAUCACAAGAUUUAUCACCGAAUCGGGAAAAAGUUGUUGAUAAAAUAUUGACUGCGAUUAAACAAGAGCAAUCGGAUAAACAUAAACUUUUCGAGACGGAAGACGUUAAAAAUGAUAAUAAUAUAAAUUGCGAAUUUGAGAAACAUAAUGAGAUAUCUAAAAUUGCAAACGUACAGUGCGAUAAAUUAGAUAAGAUCGAGAAGCAAAAUGGCGCAAUAAACGUUGAAGAGCAGGAAAGAAACGCGAAAAUUGACAGUGACGCGCAGAGUUAUCUGGAGAAAAGUCAGACGACUAUCGAAGAUCUUCAAAAGAAUCUAAGCACCAAGAUUCACGCUAGUACCGCGCAAAGUUAUAAAGAAAAGCUACUGGAUUUUCAAGCAAGUUAUACUCCGGGAUUAUCAGUUACCGCGGAGUCAAGUGGCAGCGAGAGAUUAAGUUCCGGAUUCGACAAGGAUUUUCUCGAGAAGCAUAAUCUGGAUAAGCGAUUGAAAAUCGAAGAGAAGAGACUGUUGGAAACCGAUCUGGAUUACACAUCCGAUAAUGACAGAACUAGUGAAACCGAAGAUGAAGAAGCAUCGCGCAAAAUCGACAUCAAGCAAAAAUACAGCGAGAAAGUAACGGAGGUAGAGAAGAGGUGGUCCGGGGGAUUUUUAGAGAACCGUUUGCAGCGUAACUCCUCGGAAUCUUCGAAAUCAUCUUAUAUUGAAGAGUUUGGUAGCGUGUCCUCACGCGAGAGCAUCGUCGACGAUCGCGACGGCCGCUACUUUUUUGGCCAAAAGCACCCAGAAAAGUUCACAGAGAGGUCGAUCGAUGAAUCGAAGACACGAACUUCGGAGGAAAUUCUUGAGAACAGUACUGUCAGCACUGUCGACUCCGACUCGUGCUUGGAGGAUAGAAUCAAGGCUGUCGAUGAAGACAUUGCUCACGUGACGAAUGAAAUACAGACGAAUGAUAACGACGAUGGAUUUGAUCAAGCUUACGGUAACGAAGAAGUGAAAGAUUGCAAUCAAUGGAAUGAAGAAGUAAAUACAAUUCUCACGACAACGGCGGUAGUAUGUGAAAAGAAAGAUCAAAAUUUGAAAGAAGAAAAAAGCAUUAAUGACACAACAGGCGUUAAUAAUUAUAACGAUACAAAUUCGAGUCGAAUGAAAAAUAAUUAUAAAAAGAAUAUUAAUGUGAUAAAAAACAAGAAACAUUUAAUUGAACAAAGAAACAACGACAAGACAUUUUUGCACUCCUUUACGGUGAUUAAUUCAAAGAAAUGUAUCGAUUCAACCUUCCUGCUGCGAAAUCAUCGCAAUAGAGACGGUUACGCUAAUCUUAUAAAAGAAUUCGCUAUGGAAGCGGGAUCAUCCAAGAUGAUGAAGAAAGAGGAAAAGCAAAAGAAGAAGCUCGGUUUUCGACGUCUUUUACCAGCCAUUUUUUCGCCGAAAGAUUCUCGAAAGGAAUAUAAGAAAAAGGAGCAGAAGGAACGAAGAAAAUACGACGAGCGGCAUUUCGCUCGUUAUCAACAAAAUGGAAAUUACACGAGAUCACCGGACACGAUGAAUCUAAACGAAGAUAUCAAGAGAAACGUCAAAUUGGAUAGCAGUCUGAAUGGUUCCAUCAUCGAUGAGAGAUUGGACGAGAUCAAGCGCGAAUUGUUUCCCGAACAGGGACCGAUUACUAGCACACCCGAUCACUUUCUGCAAACGGACGAUACACGACUUCUUUGCGAAAGAAGAAAAAAUCAGAGAUCGUAUACUACCGAUUCAAGUCUCAGCUCGAUCGCGCCGGAUGAGAGAUGGAUAGAGCGUGGCGGACAAUUUGUUAUCUCGCCCGAUAUUAGAAAGUAUGAGCAGAGGCAGAAGCGCGAAGAACACGACGGUCGACGAUACAAUUAUCUGGAACGCAAGCACAGUUUACAGGAAUCGAAUCAUGGCGGUCGUAAUUAUGUCUUCCAAAGAAAUCAUGCAUCUACCGGUAGAAUUUCGGCGCCGCCGAAUGAACGAUAUUUACGACCUCGAGCCGUUUUUCUUGUCGAUCGACCGCUGCCUGAAAUACCGCAGUCACGAUUAGAGCUGUCAAACUAUGAAAAUUAUGAGGAUGGCAUCGGUCAACUAUGCGACGAUCUCAGUAGCGUGGAUGUUGUUGAUGAUAAAAAUUAUCAGAAUCAAUCUGGACUUUAUCAAAAUAAUGGCAAUCUUGAAACGAAUUUACUUAAUACCCCACAAUCGGUUCCCGCACAAGUUAAGAUUACUCGACCACCAAUCGUAAAUCAGACUCAGAGAGCGCCCUUGAUUGGAAGAACUUCCAAGAAUCCAUCGUCUGGUUCCAGCCAAAAAUCUGGUGAUUACGCCGAUUCAAGUUGCACGCCUAAUUCGAGUCAAAAGAGCGAGUUUUCGCCUUCCAGUUCAAAGAGCGGUGAGUAUUAUUUGAACUCGCCUCGCAGCAGUGCCCGAACUUCUCCUACCGAACAAUCAGCCUUCGAAGACGGGCGAGAAGAAAGAAUUUACGAGAAUGAAGCUCAACCGGUGAUUUCUCAGUCGACCGUUAACUACGCUGAAGAACACAUUUACGACAAAACUCCAUCACCAUGUCGUGAGAAACAUUUUUCAAGCACGAAAGCAUCAGAUCAUAUGACAGAGAAUUCGCCGAAGAAGAAAGACAAUCUAAUCUACGAAGAAAAAUGUUUAUCGAAUCGACAAUCGCCGGUUAAGAAUUGCUCUUUCCAACAUUCUUGCGAAGAUAAUGAAAAUAUGCAAGCGGAAUCAAAACGAGAGAUUGAAAAAACACGCGAAAAUUGCUUAAAAAAUCACGAGACACAAUUUGAUACAAAUUUGAAGAAUGACUCAAUAACGGCCAACAUCCAAACUGAAAGAGCAUCCAUUCGAGAGAACAUAUCGCCGUCGAAACAAUAUGGAAUGACAAUAGUGAUGUCUCCAUCGGCGGGAUCUCGAACCAGGAGAUCACAACCAAACGAUCAAAUCUUGAUAGCCUCACCCAAAAGAGAAACCAUCUGUCAGUCUCGAGUUUCUCGGCCAUCGAACGAGACGAGGCUCUGCGAAUCGCCCAUUCCCAUAGCGGAUUCGCGCGAGGGUAUCUCUGGCAUCGUUCCAAUUGAAGUGCGACAUCAGUACGGUAGCCAGAAUUCUUCCGUCACAGGAAUGAGGAGAUCUAUUGAGCAAAAAACUAUAUCGUCUUUCGGUCUCUCGAAAAGCAUCUCACGUCCCGAGCCGAUUUAUGGAUACCGCAGACAACAGACUUUUCAUAAGAGCGACACAACGACCUUGGAGCCGAAGGAAGAUAAACGCGAGAAAGAUCAGCCGCCACUCGAUCUGUACAGCUCGACCGAAUCAUGCCGCGACGAGAGAAUAGCUCGAAUUCGAGGACAGAGUUCGGAAUUGCAAAAUUUACAAUCAUGUUCCUCGGAAGCUAAGCAAAUAUCCGAUGAACCUGGAAGAAGAGCGGUUCAAUCUCCUAUACGCGAAUCAACGCAAAGCUUUUGUCAACAAUCAUCACCGAAUCAGGACAAGAGAUACACGAGUAGUGCGAAUGCACUUCAGCAUGAAUCGAUUUACGAGCAACGACAACGACAGCAUCAACCGCGACAAGGACAAGAGCCUUUGUACGCUCAACGAAUCGCUGACGCGACAAGCGGUUGUCAACAAAGUCAUUCGACGUACAUGCUAUUGUCACCUUCGAAACAGGAGACUAGACAGCACCUGGAAGCAUUUUAUUGGCAGCAAAAGGCGUUGGAAGCGCAUCGGAAAUCGGCAAUUUCAUCGGCAAAUUCCGGCCCAAAGCAGAACGCGGUGAAAAUCGAUUUACCGGAAAUGAGAGAAGCGGUGUAUUGGCAACAAUUGAAGAGACUGGACGAGGAGCAACAGCGUCGAAUUUACGAGCGGAACGCGAUGGAGGAUAGGCUGUACGAAACAUACAACACGACAAGAACGGAAAGUCCGGCGACCUUGAUGUCGUCUAAUGCAAAUCAAAUGUUGAAUUCUAAAGGUGCGACGACACCUGCUCUCGUUCACGGCGACCGAUUGUAUUGGAGCAAUGUGCAGCAACGUCUCAAGACGAGUCCGACCGGAAAGUUGCCGUUAAUGCAAAUUCAAAAGGGUCAGAAUCAACCGGUGCUAAUAGUUCGGCCACAACAAGCGCUACGAGAUCGUCAGGAGAUGAAAUCUAUGAAUCCACGCGAUCCCGCGGCACACGACGCGCAAAGAUCGAAGAGUGCCUCCCCGCACUUUCAUAGAGGCGAUAUCGAACGUGCCAGUUUCAACGUGACAUACGGAAGACUAGCCACGAACGAAACAACCGGCAUCUCGGCGUCCCCGAGGAAACCGGAAGCCAGUGAGAUUCACGAGGAAGACGGCAACGAAGACAAACCUCGACCGCCGCAUCCGAUAUUUAAGAGGGGAAGCCUCAUAGGAGGAGAAUCGGUCGAGUACGGUAGUACAGGGCCCAAGAGAGUCAGCUUCUCCAAUCAACCGAAGAUCGGACCGGAUUUAGCGACAGGCAGCUGGCCAACCAAGCAUGGCACAGCACCUGAACCGCCCACUAGACGACACAAAAGCGAAAACAGCGCCUCGGAUACCGACUCGGUAUAUUUGCAUCAAGAUCGACGCGAUGGAAAUCAGGACGUUACUUUGUACGGUACUCGCAUAGCGGAUCUAACUUGUCGCUCGAAUGGCAGCCGUCCGCAACGAGAGUACGACGCUAACAGACCUCUGCCUCCUCCGCCCAAGGAUUCCUACGUAAUCUCUCGUCGUGAAAAUAGUGCUAAGAAUCACGUCGGCAACGAGGUAUCGACGGUCCAGCGAUGGAGCAGCGAGGAACAACGCGGCUAUCAACCACGGCAAGAAGAAGAGUGGAAUCCAGAUGGCAAGGGGCGACAGUCCAAUGAUACCGGUGGGUCGGUCAGGGGAGAGGUUGAACCAAACGAGCUUACACCUGGCAGACGGGCAGGUAGUGCUGGCGGGGGCAGCGUCGGCAGCGGUGGCGUCUUGGGGGUCGGUGUCGGCGCUGGCGGGGGUGGCUCGGGGAGCCGAGGUUCCUCCGGUGGUGGUGGCCGCUCGAGGGACGAGCCUAGAAGGCACACCCUCGGCGGCGAUCAUCAACCGUCCCUUCAUCAUCAGCAAUUCAACGCAGGGCAGCAACUGCACCCCCUACAUCCGCAUCAUUUGCCGCCACCACACGGCCAAUACGGCACCCCGCCAUCACGACACACCACCAUGGAUCUCGAGAUGGGGACCAAGUCUCGCCAGAGAAAGUCGCCUCUUCCGCGUGGGUAUCCGCCCCCAUCUUCGACGAUGCUCUUCGAUGACGAUCCGGGCAUUAUGUCCGAGGUGGAAACCUCCAGUACGGGAUUUCGACGAGGUGGCAAGCAAAGGAGCAGCUUGCCCGUUGUACGAACGCCCAGCAAGACUUUGGAGCGACCACUAGGACUGGUGUUCCUGCAGUACAGGAACGAGACGAAGAGGGCAUUGCUACCGAAUGAGAUUACCAGUAUAGACACGGUCAAGGCCCUUUUCGUUAGAAGUUUUCCGAAACAACUCACCAUGGAAUAUCUAGACAGUCCUCACGUAAAGGUUUACAUACACGACAGCAAUAAGGACAUGUUUUAUGAACUCGAAGAUUUAAGAUCGCAUCUGAGAGAUAUCAGGGAUCGCAGUGUUCUGAGACUUUUCGAGAGCGCCGACGGAGUGACAGGAAUGCCGGGACCCUUGGGAGUACCAGGAGGUGGCGGCGGUCUACCGCCCCAUUGGGAAGAUCAGAGCUACUUCAGCGAGCCAGAAUUUGACAGCGAAUAUCAGCAUCAGCACAUUCACAAGAGCAAGACGGCCAAGAAUUCAACGUCCGGUAGCGGAUAUUACGUGGGCGGAAGCAGCACCCUGCCGCGCGGUGGAUCGCUCCUGAGGGCGUACAGCCCGGCGGCAUCGAGCGUCGUCGGAGGACCGAACGCGACGCCGACGCAGCCCAAGACUCUUACCACACCAGAUGGUUGGAUAGGUGGUGGCGGGGUGCCGCCGGCCAAGCCGCUUCGCAGCUACCAGUGUGGUAAGAGUCCCCUUGGAAGCCUCGGGGGCUCGGCGCGCUUCUCUAGAGACAGCUCGGUCUCCCUCUAUAGUAUACCAGAUCGACUACACGGGGAAAGCGGAUACAUGAGCAGCCCUGAGCGUGGCGGCGGUGUCAGUUCCGGAAGUGGAAGAUAUCCACCCGGGCCUUACAGUGCCGGUAGCAGUUACGAAGAUCCGUAUUAUUCGCAAUAUUCAGGCACCGUUACUCCCGUUAUCGACGAAGAAGCCAGCGAUACGGAGCUGUUGGAGGAAUCGUACAGCCUUUACGGCGUGAAACCACCGGGGCGUCCGCCGUCUGGUCCCCCGCGGUCCCCAUUUCCUACGGGGGCGGCACCUCCCUUGCCACCCGGCGGACAGGGCUACGACGCUACUCGGAUAAGAGUGGAGCACAUGGAAAGGCAGUUGGCCAAUCUGACCGGGCUCGUGCAGAAAGCUCUGACACAUGCUCCGCACACCAGCCCUUCGCCACGAGAGUAUUUGCAAGUCCCGCCAGGACGAGAUCCUUACACGAGAGCCGCAGGCGCCGGGGACGAGUUCGACAAACAUUCUAGCUCCAGCUCUGCCUCACUGCCAGUGUCUCAACCUGCCGUUACAGAUGACUCGUACUUAAGGACUGACGUUAAACCGCCAAAAUUAGGCAAAGACAAGUCGGUGUCGUUUGAAAAAUCAGUGUCCUUCAGUGACGAGCCACCAGACAUGAACUCCCCCAAACAACACUCCCCGCAACAUGCAGCGGACACAAAACCCACGAAACCGGCAAUCAAAUCCUCCACGUUGCCGAGGAUGUCGUCGCAAGAGAGGGACAGGCACAAGCCGACGCCACCGCCAAAACCGGCUGCGCUGGUGGCUGGUCAAUAUGUAUACAGGGAUCUGGCGCUCACGCCAGAGAUGUACAAUCAACUGCGGGGUCUCCAGAAGAAGGCAAAGGACCUCAGGCAGGAAGUGCGGAACCUGAGGCGCAUGUCGCAGGCACAGGCCCAUACAGUGCGCGAAACCAUCAGGGAUACGUUCAUCACCAUUAGGGCUAUGCUAUUAUCAGGAGGAGACGCGGCCUGGACAGCUGGUGACACAGAGAAGAUUCGACUGAGUCGCGAGGAAGACCUCUACAAACAAGAAAUGAUAAGGCUGGAAAAAGAUCUCACCGAGCUGGAGAGCACCGUGGAGGAGCUUCGCGGUAACGUGAUCAAUAGAAAGACGCGUGUCAAUAUGUCGGAUGUGGAGAAUAUGGCUUUGAUAUUGAGUAAAUCCAGCAAAACUGUUGCUGACCUGAAGGUUCGUUUCCCGAGCCUACAGGAGGGUAUGAAGGGUCUACUUAGCUCCGAAAUGGAAAAAGUGGUGCGCGAGGAGAAGUUUCUCAAGGAAGAACCUGAACGAUUGGAGUCCGCGUUGAGACGUUGCAAGAAACUUACCGGCACACUGGUGACGCUCAAACGCUUGGCGUCGGUGCAAGAGCAGCGAUUACCAAACGCAGCGAGCGUGGAUGCCGAAGAAACGCCACCAAUAACACCGACGACGGCACAGCAUUCCAAGGCAGCUGCCCCUGUGCCAGCGGAACGCACUGUCGUGGGGUCAGCGAGCGUCCUCGGGGGAGGGAGCCACCCUCACGAGUCACCCGCCGACUCUCAGCAGCGUCCGGAGAACGCACUCGACGCUCUGUUAGAUGAACUGCAGACCUUCUCGCGACCUAGUUCGCAGAUGGGCCACGUGUCUAGCAGUCUGUCAGUGCACCCGGGUUCGAACGUGCUCCUGGCCGACAUCGGCCGCGCUUCCAGCCUACGAGAAACGAGCAUCACGGCAACCACCAGCGGCGGCGGAGGCGGCGGCACUCGCGCGCCCAGUAUCAGCGACAUCGGUCGAAAAGGCAGCGUGGAUUCAUCGAGCGGUACCCUGGCCGCGGUAUCUGCCUCCGCCGUCAUGGUGGGCUUGCCCGGGAUGCCGCCGGGUGCUAGCGGCACUCUGCGUCGCCUGCAUUCAUAUCCGUCGAGCUCGGACACCGACACCUCGCCGCCCAUCGCAAGAUUUCAAGCGUUGUCGCUGCAGGAGCAACAAUCAUCGCAGCAACAGCCUACGGGGAUGCCGAUAUUGCCGCAGGCUUUCCUACCCGGGCAGAAGCCGCCGGUUCCGGAACGGAACGUCGAGCUACUGCAGCUGGCGAGCGCUAGGAGAGUACCGCCGCCACCGCCGCCGCGCACUAGCUCUCGAUCACCUCUGGCGAGCCCGACUAGCCCUCAACUGCCGCCCAGGAAUCAUCCAUGCACUCUGCAGAGCGGCAACGCGACUUUACGUCGACCUGUGACGCGCGGCGGCAAGCCGCCUAUGGCCUUACCGCCAGACACUACCACGACGAUUUUAUCCACGACAGAACAGAUCGGCGGAGACCGAUCGGCGCCACCGGGCGUGACUGCUCCGAUACACAACUCGUCAUCCUCGCAAUCCUCCGCAGUGCUGUCGACCAGCAAUUCGAGCUCCUGCGAGAGCGUUAAUUCGCAGGAAGGCCUGCAAAGCAAGCGCGGCAGACAAGAGCAACUGGAACAACGACAUCAGGAGCUUCUAAGGAAACAGAAGGCCCUCCAAGAACAAUACGCCAGACUGCAGCAGCUACAAAGGAACGCGGCCGGUCUCACCACUGUACCACCAGCGCCGCCCGAUCUUCUGAAGAAAACCGGUUCUGAGAGUAAUCUCCUGGCGAAGAUGGGCCUCGGUCUAAGCGCCGCAAGUUCCGGAUCUCUCACCAGUCUCAGUAUCAAGCCGCAAGUUUCGCAGGAGGCUAUCGGCGACGCUAAUCAAGUGACCAAAGUCGAGAUCACCAAUGGUCAGAUACUUCCGAUGACUUCCGCGACAACAACGACAACAACGACGACGACGAGCAAUCAGAUCGUCCCCGUAGGCGUAGCCACUUCCACGGUGGUGUCGGCCUCAACAACCAGCGGCUCGGCUACAACCGUCACCACCACGUCUACUACGACCACCAGCAAAGUCUACGAGACGGACAUUCUGUGACCGAGAAGCCGUUCGCUGAUCGGCUGCUCGACCGUCAAGGUUGCCGCUGAAAUCGUGCUGGCAAGUAGUUAACACGACCGGCGAGAUCGCGAGGCCACUGUAUUGCGUGCUCUUUGAUCCUCUUCGAAUAAAAUAAAGGAACGAGAGAUAACGAAUUGGGAAUGGAUGCGACGAAGAAUAGAAUAGAAAAGGGACAGGAAUUGGUAGAAUUAAGGAGAUCAAACAGGAGAUACAAAAACGACUGACGGAGAAACAUACGAAAAAACAAAGAAAAACAAACAACAGAGAAGGAGUAAGAAGAAAAGGAAGACUCCUUCAGUCUUCACCAUGUAAUGCGUAAUCUAAUUUGUGAAAGUGGAAUAAAGCGUAGAAAUUUAGCGCGAGACAUGCGUAAAAACAUAAUACCGCACUAAUUACUACGGCUAACGAUAUUAAUGAUCAUAAAACGCGAGGAAAGCUCUCGAUAUACGGACGCGUAAACGGAAGGAUCAACGUUUUUGAGAAAGAAAAGAAGAAAAAACGUAAUUGGGGUUCGUUGAAUUUUGCAUUUUUACACGAGCAUAUUCAAUGCGCCCAUCUAGAUUGACGGGUCAUAUCCGGGUACUUCAUCGCACUAGCGUCGGACGCGUCGUCUUGCCUUCUUUUUUGGUCUCUUGAGGUCUUUCCCUUUGAUUCUCAAAAAUCGAUCCUUGUAUACACCUCGUACACAUCCGGCGUGCUCUUUGUAACACGUCUCUGUGCCAAAAUACGAGAAGAACGCGACAUAUACUUGCGUACUUUUUUAAGAUUAUACACAGCCGUAAUACCCGCGUAAUUAGCCGGCUCUUCGUUCUUUCUUCAUCAUAUUAGGGCGAGCGUAAAACACCGUCAAGAUUCUAGAUAGAUGAAUCAUCAUAUAAAUAUUAUACAUAAUAUACAUACGUAUAUAUUAUACAUAUAAAUAUAUGUACGAGGAGGGCGGGGAGAUUUAUAUAAAUAUAUACACAUAAGUGGAAAAAUAGAUAGAUAGUAUAUGUAUACACGAGAUAUACUGUGCAAUCUUUUCUCGUACACAUAUGCGCAUAUACAACACAUACGUAUGCAUUCAUACAUCGUUAAUGCCAUAAACGAAACGACAAUGUCGGCGAAAUCACACGCGUUUCGUACACGAUGAUGACGGUCCUAACGUGACUUUUAUCGUGCUUAGAAUAAGUGCUACCGUACAUAUGUAUGUGUGUAUGUGUAUAUAUACAUAUAUACACACAUUCAGCCGCAUUUACAAAUAUAUAAAUACACAUAUACAGGAUGUGUAGCGAUAUAGACGAUCGACGUUGAUUAUUCCUCGUUACCGGCAAAGUAUUUACGGGUGGCACUCUACGCGAGAAAAUAUUUCAGGAGUAUACAAGGAGUCUGAGGAGAUUUAAUUUUAUAUAAAUUAUAAAUGCAUUUGGACUUUAAAUAAAUUAUAAAUGCAUCGUGUAUGUUUGCGAUUUAAAAUCUACGGAAAUGGUCCAUAAAGAUAGAAUACUGAUUGAUUCUGAAAGAGUGUUAAUUCGUAUCGAUGCAAUUGGAGGACUGUCCGCUCUUUAUCUCUCUUUUGGAAAACACAUAGCUAAUAAGAAUCAAGAGGCAAGACGCGCGAAAAACCUGUCAGUAAAUUUUUUGGCGGCCAAAGAAACGUCACGCGUUAAAAAGAGAAUAUUGCUCAAUAUUUAUCAACCCAAAUAACGCGGCAGCGUUGCUACAUUUUGCAAUUAACGCCGCAGUAGCGUGCACCCUGCGGAUUGGAUUACUUGGACACGAUCGCACGAUUAUUAGCUAAUUAUCACGUUGCGCGCCACAGAAAGGCAUUGUCGAGUCGCUUCAUCCUUUUCUUUUCCAUCAUUGCGGGCGAAAAAUCGAAUGUGUUUACGAUCAAGUUGGCGGAUCAUCGAUCUUUUAUUAUUUAGAUAAAAAGUAAAAUUCGAUGCGACGAAACAUUGUGAGAACAUCUCGCGUCAUUUUGAUCGUUUCUCGCAAGCGUGAUUCGAACUAUUUUAUCUCAGCUUACUACACAAAAGGCAAACUCGUCAUCGCGCCUUCUAAACGAAAAAAAUUAAUGUCCAAGACAUGAAACGUCUGAAAUGUCUAACAUGAAAUCUUUCAGACGUGUCUUUCAAAUGCUCUUUGGACUUUUCGCUUCGUCAAUUGGAUUAUCUGCGCUCGACGCAAUGCGCAUACCAUGGAGGGCCUAACACAUUCGCGUAUUUAUCUUAUAUGCUUUAUUCUUCUCUUUCGUUAGAGCAAAUGUUCACCGAAAUUUUCGUCAUAAUCCUCGGAUGCGUUUGCGGAGUUUAAUUUAAACUAGAUGAUGUGGAUUCUUCGUAAAAUUGUUACGGAUAUCAUGCUUUUGUAUUUGUUAAUAUCUGGCGAAUAGCGCGCUGCUAAUUAUUAAUUAAAAAAGUCAAAAACAAAAUGCGCUGGUUAACGAGGAUCCUUAAAUAAUUUGACAUGAAAACGUGAUUGAUAAGGAAAUCGCUUUUCUAUAUUUACAAUUAUGUUAUUCUCUCGUAGAUUAGAAAAAUUUCGUGUGUUAUUAUUUCGUAUGUUCUAUUAGUAAGAAGAAAAUUAAUUAAAAAGUAUUAUUAGAUUAUUAGGAAUAAAUUAUGCAUGCUAUACGAUAUUGUCUCUAUACAAAAUCACAAGUUUUGCUAACAUCGCGACAGAUUAAGAUUAAGAAUUGAAAAAUAUUAACGUAAACAAUUUUAAGUGAUCAAAUAUAUAUACUUUAAUCCUAUAAUUUACUAGUAAUAAACAACAUAGAUGUAUUUAUAUAAUCACGCGAUCGAUUAAUAUUUAUUUCAUGAUUAAAUAAGCGAGACAGAUUGUUGCUUACGCAAUUGAUGUGAAAUAACGCAUCCGAGGGUUAAUUGCAUGCGGCGAGAUAUAUAAAGACCUUAUUUAUUUUCCAAUAUCACACAAGCAUAUGUCUCUAUAGAGAAAUCAUAAAUACUUACAAUAAGAGCACAUAUAUUAAAGAUAAGGUGAAUGAUAAUGAUUGAUAAUGAGCAUUUAUUCGUGAGUGCUUAUCAAGUAUUAACACAAUACGAUACCAGCGGAAAGAAAAAGAGAAAAAAAAGAAUUUUUUCUCGUUUUUUAAAUUUUAUUUCCACAUCGGAUUUGUAUACUGUUCCGCGCGCGCUUAUUGUAGGUAUUUAAGCCACAAUCAUAUAUUGCAUUUACGAAAGCUACUUUAAACGGUGCAUUUUCAUUUGCGGUGAUACAUCUAACAAUGAGAGUAUCGCAAUAGAGCUAGAAUUGUAUUUGUUAUCGGGGAAUACGUUUAAUCGCGCGCGCGCGCGCACGCGCUAAAUAUAAUCAAUUUUUAGAUUCCCAUCCCGUCCUUCCUUCUAAUCGUAAACAAUAAACGAAGCGUUUCGGAUCGAAGGUACGCGCUAUCGAUCCGCGCGAAUCAAGCGUGGACCAUUCGUGAUCGAAUUGCGUUUUUUUUAUCUCCGUUUUCUCUCCCAUAACGCGAUUAGCGAGAAUUAUUAGUGUAAUGUUUUCUGAUGAUCCUGUACGCCAAAUCGAAUUGACUUGUUACAUUUGUAAAUGUUUGUAAGUACUACCGUACGUAUAAUAAAAUAAUCGAGUAAUAAUCAUCGAAUUAUCCUGACGAUCACCGUUUGUCUCUGUUAUUCAUCGAUUAAUUCAACCUUACGAACAACGAAUAAAAGGCAAAUCAUGA